CUCUCGUAUUCCGUAACCGGAGUAGCAUGUUCCUGCACAGGCUUCCUAUUCUCGUGGAGAAUACUGUAACUCUAUUUCCUCAUCCUCAUAGUCUUACUUGUCCACGUUAUCAAACACACCGCCGUUUCUCCCCUCCUUCACUCUUUCCCAGUUUUCAGAGUCGCAGGACCGUACUUCAUUCGCGAGAUGUGGCUGUUGUUUCGAGAUCAUUGGCGGAGCCGGAUCCGUUGCCGCCCGAGCUGCGAUCGGAUCUGAUGCCGAAGCAUGUGGCGGUGAGUAUGGACGGAAAUAGGAGAUGGGCUAAGAUGCGGGGGUUGCCGCCGUCGGCGGGUCAUGAGGCCGGCGUUCAAUCGAUGAUGACGAUAAUCGAUCUGUGUUGUAGUUGGGGGAUUCAGGUUCUGACGCUUUUCUGGUUUUCUUGCGAUAAUUGGAAACGCGCGAAGGUGGAGGUUGACUUUUUGAUGCAGCUUUUUGAGAGUACCAUGAACACCUUAAUUGAAACCGGCAACAGGGAAGGCAUAAAAAUAUCGGUGAUUGGAGACACAUCAAAGCUCCCAAUGUAUUUGCAAAGAAUGAUAAGCAACGCAGAGGAGAGGACGAAGCAAAACUGUGGACUGCAACUAAUCAUAGCGAUUAGCUACAGCGGCAAAUAUGGCGUCGUGCAAGCCUGCAAGGCCGUAGCUGGGAAGAUUAAAGAUGGCGUUGUGGAAGUGGAAGACAUUAAUGAAAGCUUGAUUGAGCAGGAACUGGAAACCAAGUGUAGCGAGUUUCCAAAUCCAGACCUAAUGAUUCGAACCAGUGGAGAACUCAGAUUGAGUAACUUCUUGUUGUGGCAACUUGCCUUCACAGAACUUGUGUUUGAUCCUCAUCUCUGGCCUGAUUUUGGCAAGAAGCAAUUCGUUGAAGCCUUGGCUGCGUUUCAGCAAAGACAAAGACGCUUUGGUGGGCAACACUCAUAAAUUAAUUACUCUCUUGGCUCCUUAAU
This is a messenger RNA of Neltuma alba, 985 nucleotides long. Its product is annotated as dehydrodolichyl diphosphate synthase 2-like. The transcript is spliced from 3 exons. Gene Ontology annotation, cellular component: chloroplast stroma. Bases 27 to 959 code for a protein of 310 amino acids. Gene Ontology annotation, molecular function: ditrans,polycis-polyprenyl diphosphate synthase [(2E,6E)-farnesyl diphosphate specific] activity. NCBI's taxonomy places the organism in Eukaryota, Viridiplantae, Streptophyta, Magnoliopsida, Fabales, Fabaceae. Gene Ontology annotation, biological process: plastid membrane organization; response to cold; polyprenol biosynthetic process. The record is from RefSeq and is a predicted model, not a curated record.